AUGAGGCUCUCUGGCUGGGCCCCAUGGUGUGUGCCAGGCCCCAUGGUGCCUCUGCUCCUGCUGGUCCUGCUCUGUGGAGGUUGCCAGAUCCAGUCUGCUCCUCAGUGUUUCCGCAGCAGCAGCAGUGAGAACGUGUAUCUCUGUGAAUGGAACUCCAGCGCUCAGAACCACGUCAUCCACUUCGGAAAAGAAAAACAGUUCCCUGUAGUUGGAGAGAACUGCAUCAUGGUCAGAGAAGAGAAAGUGUUCACCAGCUCAGAGGGCGAGGUGUGGGUAGAGCCGGAGGGGAGACCGAGCUGUGCCUCCCCCAAGAUCAACAUCACACUGGCUCACACAAUCAGGUUCGACAGGCCGCAGAGACUGUCCGUGCGAUGGUCCCAGGAUAACCUCACUCUAAGCUGGAGCGCUCCAGAGAAAACCAGGGCCGCAGUCGAGAUCAGGCACCAGGAACCCUCAUACCAGUGGAGGACGCACUGCACACGUCACUGCGCCAGAGAAAAGCAGCACCAUGGAACCUUCUGGAACCGAGGCCUGGUCCUGCGGCAGAGCCCGGUCCAGACCUCUGUAGUCCAGACUACACCUGAAUUAGACGGAUCCCAAAGUGAUUAA
Molecule: messenger RNA, 609 nt
Organism: Knipowitschia caucasica
Lineage: Eukaryota; Metazoa; Chordata; Actinopteri; Gobiiformes; Gobiidae
Source: the annotation of a GenBank genome assembly